AUAUAUUUCUAUCUAUGGUCAUAAUACUGCCUAACUUCCGUGAAAAAACAAACAAAACAAAAGCAUCUUAAAUCAUAAUGAACUUAAUCUUAGUAUUCUUAGUCUUCUAGGUCUGUUCUAUCAACACAUAUCUCUACACAUAGACUAGAUCUACAGCUGCAUUACAGUUAUCAUCAAAAUCCCCCCCAAAAAUGCCUAACUGAUAAAUACUUUAUAAAAUCUUGAUUCAUACCAUCUCUUUUUGAAGAAUCUGUAGCAGAUGACAAGAGCUUGUGAAAGAUGCAUUGCUUUAGUGUUCUGACUACUUUGAAAGUCAUUUUAUUAUUUGCAAGUGAAGGUAGUACCUAUGUUCUUGAGAACUGUGGUUGGGAGUUUGUCAACGAUGCUUCACUGGUGUCCUUUAUUCUUACAUCUCCUGCUGGAAAACUCAGUCACAACCUGAUCUGUUCUACUGCAGUUGUUGUGAAAAGAAAGGAGAAUGAGAAUAACAAUCUACUGCUCAGAGUCAACACGUUACGAUUCAACCUCUCUGGGCCAGGCACCUGCAUCCCUCAUUCAGAAAGGCUGACCUUUAGUUUUCGUAAUGAAAAAGACAAAGAUAUUGUUUGGUGUGGCAAGAGUUACUCUGAAGAAUUGUUUUUUCCUGGAGAAUCUUCGUUUGUUGAAGUACUGAUUGAAUAUAAAACCGGUAUGUACGGUUUGGGAACUGGUUUCUCCCUACAGUUUUCAAAAGUAGGAUCUCAAUUUAAUUCAAAUCAGGAAUUGAAGGUGUUGCCAACUCCAAAGCUGCUGUAUUCCCCCUUCUAUCCAUUUGCUUCUAAUUAUUUCCCCUCCAGGUACAACAUAAAUUUGCAAGCUCCAGAGGAUUAUUUUGUACACAUCAGUUCAACAGAAAUGAAUUUAAACUCUUUGGAAGACUGCGGACUUGAGAUUGACGGUGUGACCUAUUGUGGGAACAAGAAGUUUGAUAUCAUUGUUAAGUCUUCAACAGUGAGUGUCAAAUUUCUUAACCAGUACAGGGACAAACAAACUUUUGUUCUAAUGUACUCUACAAUAUCCCAAGAAAUGCUGGGCUGCCUUAACCAAACAACAACUCUUAAUGUCACUGAACAGGAGAAAAUUUUACAAUUAAAUUUACUCUACUCACUAUCAGUAAAUUGCAUGUUACAGUUUAAUACAUCAAGGGAGAAAGUUAUUCAGUUUAAAUUUUCUCUCUGCAACAAUUUUAUAAUUUAUGAUAAUGGUACAGUUGUCAAUGUUAGCAAUAUUCAGUAUUACCGCAGUCACAGCCAUCUGGUCAGUGUAGCUGUCUAUUCUCCGACCAGCCUUACAGCACUAGGCUUGCCUUGCAAUCUUUCAGUUCAAGCAGUUGAUAAUGACUGGUUGGCCUCCAUUCAUCUAAGUGAAUACUCAUUGCUUUGGAUUACCACAGAACUAAUGAACAAUCAAGGAGCAUUUCAGAUUGAGUCAGAUGAAGCUAUAGGAAUAAAGAUCCUUAACUCUGCUUCACAACCAGAACCUGUUUCAAAAUAUUUAAUAUUAUCUAAUGGUCCAGACUCAAGUUACUUUGAAUUGACUAAAGAUUGCAAUGGUAACCUUCUUUCUAAUACUGAAAUCUUCAGUCUCCGUUCAAGUGUAGUCACAGCAGAAUUCAGGGCCUCCCAAUUAUCAGAAUUUCAAAUCUUAAUGUACCCUCAAGGUUUUGUAAAUGUGAACACACCAACUACACCUUUGUUUGGGAAUUUUUCCUUCAACCUCUCUCGUCAAAAUACUGGAAACUUGCACUGUCACUGGGAGAUACCAAAGAGCAAUGCAUACAUAUCUGUCAAAUUCCAAACCAAAAACCAAUUUCAGAAAUACUUCAACAAUCAAAUGCUCAUUUCAGAAGGCAGCCAAGAGAAUGUCAUUGCUCUGUUUGACCAAGCUUUCUCUGAAAAUGCUUGGCUCUUUGCACAGCAAAAGCUUCUUGUUGAUGUAAGGAUUGAUAACUAUGUAGGGGAAACAUCCCCAUUUGGCUUCAAUUAUACAUACAGUGAUGUGUCAGGACUUUAUAACAACUGCUUCAAUAAAUAUGUAUACACGACAACAAGCAGGCAAACUGUGGCCACUCCUAAUUUCCCAGAUUUCUAUUACAGAUUAAUCAAAUGCAGAUGGAUAAUCAGUAAAUCCAGUUCCCAGUUAGGAUCUCAGAUGUAUAUAGACUUUCCAAAGCUGUUGUAUGAGAUGUGUAGAGAUAAAGCCAGUCUGAUCAUGUCAACCAAUUCUUUUGAUGGGAUUGAUCUUUGCUUAAAAACUCCAUCUUAUUCACGGAUAUACAAUGACCAAACUGUCUAUGUUGACUUCACAGCCAAAAACUUUAGUUAUCCAGGAUUUGAGUUUGCCUUCUAUCACAAAGAACCAGAGUCAGUGAGGUGUGGACAAUCAAAUCUUUACGUGGACAAAGUGUAUUCUCUUGUGUACUCAGGCAGUAGCACCAGUGUUCGGGACUGCAUCUUUGUGUUAGCUAGCCAGUCCAGCUUUUCUGUGAUCACACUUGUGUUGAACGAACGCUUAUACUCCAUCAACACAGUAGCGAUUUUUGGAAAAGAUGAAGAAGAGGAUACCUGGACAAAACUCUUGCAGCUGGAUAGCAACUCCAUCUUAAAAGAGAAGUACAGAUUCCAGAGAAAGCUCUUGCAGAUUGUAGUGUCUUGGGAUUAUCUGUAUAAACCUUUUCAGAUGUAUGCCUAUAUGAACUUUAGUCUCUUUAAUCCAGAUGAGAUUUUAUCUACUACCUCCUCACCUUUGACCUCUGAUCAAACUUCAGACUCACAGCUUCCUAUUUUUGUUGGGACAUUUGUUGCAUGUGUCAUCAUAGCUGCACUGUUGAUUGCUGGCAUCAUUUACUGUUACAGAAAGAAGAAGCUUGAGCGUGCUCGUCAUGAGAGGGAGAGCUCAGUGAAUUUCAACAGGCGGACCUCAGCGAUAUUUAUUUUCAAUCCAGUGAUUAUAAACAAUGCACCACCACCACCUUACCCAGGACUUAGCAACAUCUAUUCAGAAGUGGCCAGUGUUGAUGAAGGGACUGAACUUGAACUUCCACCGCCAUAUACUAGGGUAGCCCGAGGACCCAAUACUAAUACGCCUGUUGCACAAGACUCUGGGGGCUAUUUGAAUCCUGUUGCAUCUGUGUAUGAUGACAUUGACACACCUGACUCCAACAUGGCAUCUAAUGCUGAGGUUCAUCCACCGGCUUACACUCCAGAAGAGAACAGAAUAGCAACUGCUCCACCAGCCUAUACUCCUCCUAGCCAGUCUAGGACAGCUAAUGCCCAGUUGAAUGCUGCCCGCUCAGGGAAUGUUUCCAGGCACCAGAGAGCUCAUGUCAGGGGGAAUAACUCUCUUGGAGAGUUGUAACAAUUGUGGUAUAAUUUCAUUUUUAAUGUCAGAAUCCUUUGUUUAUCUUUUUGUUGUCUUUGCUGAUCAUAAUUGUUGGGUUGUGAGGUUGUUUUCUCAAAACUAUGCAAUAAAUUAAUUCCAUUCUUUUUCAAUAUGAUUAUUUUUCCAUAUCAAUUUUUUUUAAAUUGUGUAAUCUAAGAUAAAGGAAAUUAUAAAGCAUGAUGAAAUGCAGUGAAAUAUUGUACAAUUCAUUAUUUGUCCUAAUCAAAAUAAUAAGUAAAAGGAAUGAUGUUUUUUUUUUUUUAAUUAUUUUUUUAUAGUUUUAUUUGAUGUUUUUAUUUUCAUAUGUUGCAUUAUAGAAAGAAAUAUCCGGUAUACAGGUAUGAAAUUAAGAACCAUUAGCUGGUACAUUUUACUUUUGUUUGAUUUUUUUGUAACAAACUUUGCCAAAACUAAACCAAAUGUAACAUUUCAUAAUAUUUGAUUUAAUUUAUAAUAUUUUUAUAUAAUUUUAAAUUUAUUUUUACCUGUUUUAAUGUUUUAUAUAGAAAACAAAAUAUAUCAUCAAUCAUCCAUCAGGCUGUCAUCAGAUCUUUUAAAAAAAACAUUAUUUAAAAAAAAAGUACAAAAAAAAGUGGCAAUAACUUAUUUUUUUAUUUUGAUACUAUGUUAAGUUUUUAUCAGUCACAAGCAGAUCUAAAUGUGACAUCAAAUCAAGUGAAUUAUCCAAGACUGUGGAGUUGUAUACUGAUUUUAUUUUUGCCUUACCUCAUAGCCGUAAUAUUCUUGGGUUAUUGUAAUCACUCUCAAUUACCUUCUAUAGUUCUAUAUCUAUAUCCACCUUGAGAAUCUUUUUGCUAGAAUCAAAUGAUUGAAAUACUCAUUGUACCUUGGUAUCAUAAUACCUUGAGUCUACAUCAUGUAGUCUUUUUUUAGAAAUGAACUAAUUAUAUUUCACUCUCUGGCACUGCCAGGGUAGAGCUUUGUUAAAGAGAAACAAAAUUUAUUGUAGUCCCUUUAAUAGUGUCAACUGAGAGAUUUUCUGGUGAUGUGGCAGGUCUAAGGCAAUACUGCCCUCUGACAUGUAACAAAAAUCCUUAUAGGGAUGUUUAGGGCCUUUUGUUACUUUACCUAGGGCCUAGAAUGUGUUUGUAAGGUCAGUUGUCACUAUCCCCCUUGUUUGAUAUGACAAAAGGAUUUUGUUAUUUUAGGCAACUUCCAUAGCCGCUUAGUCUCCUAGGAAUUUAAAACUUAAAAACUGAAGCUUAGGUUUAUAAAUUAUUUUUUUUUACAUGUUCUGUUUUUCUUAUAUUGUGGAAUGGUGGCUCAGCGAUGACAAUGACCAUUGCAGAUUUGUCUUUGUAAAUCUGGUCAAUUAAAAUCCACCUUCUUGUCAGUUAAAGUAAGUCUAUUCCAGUAUAGUAAAUAAUUAGUUGACUUGAAAACCUUCUGUGGUGAAUAUUUGUAGUCAAGGGCGUAUCAGAUCAGAUAAUGUGUCAAGGCCAGGUGCUGAUGUAUUAGUUUUGCAACUUGAUUAUGGUGAUCUAGAAAGGCAGAUUCUGACAAAGCUGGAUAUUCUGCCAUUAUGUGUUUGAUUGACUCACUGACGUUUCCGCACUUUUGGCAUCUGUCAAUAACAUAGAGUUUCAGGAUGUGCCUUUGUUAGUUUUUUGUCCUAAUAACUAGGUAAUGUAAAGUAGUGACAAAACUUUCUGUUUGAGCUUAUUUUGAAAAUUUGUGUCUUACAAAGUUUGUUUUAAAGCUUUGCAGUCCACGGCCUUCAUUCUUCCUAGGCUGGUAAAUCCUUAUAGUGGAAGACUUAGGGUGUAAACAGCAAAAUUUAGUGAAUAUUUUUUCAGGUCAUUUAGAACACUGUUAACUUAAUCAUUGAGUUACAGUUAUGUAGGGAAUUUAUUUUUUGUUGUAUGGAAAAUGGGGGCAGGAUGAUUUUUAUCAAUGACGAUGCUGUGAAACUUAAGAACAAUUCACAGCCUUCAUUCAUCUUUAAAGAGUAUGAGAUCAAGCAUAUCUUAGCAUUUGAUUUAGCAGAGUAACACCACAGAUGGUCUAUUGAGUACAUUUUAUUGUUUCAAGUUCUUCUGGCCGACUGUUAAUGAGGGGUGUCAUGUGGCCAGCACAACAUCUAACCACCUUUACUUUUCCCAACUAAUGUUAGGUUCCAGUUAGAGUAGGGUGGACUCAGAAUAAAUAUGUUUUAAUCACAAUAUUGAAUUGACACAAAACAAAUUUCUUAAACAAAACUAGUAGCAAUAAUGGAAUGAACACUGAAAUGAACAAACCUUUUGAUAGUUUUUCCAUUGUCUUGUGUCUCCUAAUAUUUCCACAGCGUGCACCGUGAGGUCACAAAUUUCUGGCCUAAUUCCAUUUUUACUAGUCAUUUAUAAAAGAAGUUUUUUGUUCCUUUCUUAGCAUUGUUAGAAUGACAUCAGACUAGAUGCAAUUUUAAUGGCAAACAUGUUUAAAGCUAGGUCACUUGCACACCGCCAUCUUGGUUUGUAUCCUUUGGUAUUGAAAAUAUAUGUUUCAAAUGCAAUUAUAUAUAUUUUUUCAAUUGGUUAAAUGAGUAAGAACUUUUUUUUCAGUAUCUGAUAAUUUUGUUUUUAAAGAAUUUCAUGUGCCUAUUGUUCUGGUAGUGCAAUGAUUCGAUUGUUUGAUUUUCAUAAUAAAGUUAAGAUUGGUGGAAUCAAUAUGCAUAAAGAUAUAUUAAAUCUUUCAAAACAUAUUGUUUGUAUCUUUUUUUAAAUAUACGAGAUGAAUCUAUUUUGAACAAAUGUUAUAUUUGAAUUGUCAAACAAUUGCUUGUUUUUUCUUUUGUGUGUUACAUCAAAUUCGUGCAUUCUUAUUUGAAAUAUAUUUUUAUAUCUUAACUUAUGCACCUUGAAAUGUAAUUAUUGUAUGUUUAAUAUACAUAUCACACUGUAUCAUAAUGUAUCAUUUUAUUUAAAUGCACCAAUUAAAUGUGCAUUUCUGUAAAGCCUUUUUGUGUUGACUAUUUUGUAAUAUUGAUUAAAAAUUUUGUACAUGCUCUUGAUGUGCCUCUGUACAUUAUGUAAAGUGCCUAUUUUAAAAUCCGGCCCUGAUAAUGUUCAUAUUCUCGGUAACCAUAACGUGAUAAGGGGAAAUAAUAAUGAAAUAAAAAUGUGAUUCCAUUCGAUAUUACCAACUAAUAUGCAUAGGACAUAAUUAUCUUCUCUUUUGAAGGAUUGUCUGUAAUUUCUUAGAUUAGAAGUUUUUCAAACUAGAAUCUUUCUAAAGUGAAGGAAAACCAUCGAAUUUUGUAGACUGCUAAUCUUUGAUUAACUUGCCAUGAAUACAUAUAUUCAUAUCAGAAAUAAUAAAUGUUUCAAAGGACUGCUAUUAAGAAGAUUAUAUAUUUUCAUAUCAUGCUGUUCGUCAGUCAGUUAAAGAAUUAUCUUUUUACUGUUUUGAAAUAUUCAAUUAGAUUUGUUUUUCUUUAGUUUGUAGACUUAAAUGUGGUUGUUUUUCUUUCUUUUAUUACAGUAAGCUUUAUAUACAAAUCAGUUUUAUUGUAUAUAAUGUAUAUUAGAAUUAAACAUUUUUAUUGCCAUGUAGUUGACAGAAGCAUAGCUUUGACAUUCUACACCACUUUGAACUAAAAGAGUUUAUCUAAGUAUAUGAAUAUAAUUUUUUUAAAGUCCAUCAAGUCACACAGACUAAUUUUAGACUUAUACAUUGUUAAUCUUCAAUGUCAAUGUAAUUAUUAAACUCUCUUUCCUUUAUUGUUUUUGUUUUUAGUUAUUUAUAAAACAAUAAAUCUUAACACAUUCCUUGAUUAUAACUUAGAGUUAGGUCCUACUGCACCAUUCAGCACAUAGAUCUGCCAUAGGUGACUUCCCUAGCCUCUUCCCCUCUGGUACCCCCUGGUUUUAGGUCUUCUAAAAAUGUGCUAGGCCAUGUUAAAUCUGGACGGCUUUGUUUUCGAUCUCCUUUUUUCAGUCUGACUUAGGUAAAUGUUAAGUCAUAUAAGGAUGUGUCUUGUGAAUCUCAGUCACCACUUCACCAAGGGGGUGAGUUCCCAAGUGGGAAUGGAUUUCUCUUUUGGUGACAUGACUCUAAGAUGAUGCAAAUAUUUUGUGCUAUUUUUUAUAAGCAAGCUGUUUACAUCUUAUGAAACUGUAAUUUGAUAAUACUGGUGCAUGAUACAAAGUAAUUUGAUAAUACUGUUUCAUUUUAUAAAGCAGUUUGAUAAUACUGGAGCAUGGUACAAAGGUUAUACAAUGUGAAAGGUUUAGGAUUGUGUGAAGUAUUAGCACUGAACAGUUGUUUUUAUUUUAUUUUACAAUGUUUGUUGAAUUUAUGGGAGCACACAAAUUACUCAAGAUUAAGUUACUUCACAAAAAUUAACAAUGUUAGAUGUGCCACAACUAAAUUUAAGCAAACCCAGAUAUGUAUUUGAUUUCGGAUGACAUUUAUGAAAAAUAAACGAAUUUACUAUUA
Molecule: messenger RNA, 7857 nt
Organism: Biomphalaria glabrata
Lineage: Eukaryota; Metazoa; Mollusca; Gastropoda; Planorbidae
Exons: 29
Coding region: 280-3396 (1038 amino acids)
Source: RefSeq, a predicted model, not a curated record